Messenger RNA from Fundulus heteroclitus (mummichog), 2070 nucleotides. RefSeq names its product proepiregulin. The coding region runs from base 862 to 1263 and encodes 133 amino acids. The record is from RefSeq and is a predicted model, not a curated record. Gene Ontology annotation, biological process: epidermal growth factor receptor signaling pathway; positive regulation of mitotic nuclear division; positive regulation of cell population proliferation. Lineage: Eukaryota; Metazoa; Chordata; Actinopteri; Cyprinodontiformes; Fundulidae. The transcript is spliced from 4 exons.
AAAUUAAAUCAGACUAAACCUUUACUGUUGUAGGUCAGUUAGGAUCACCACAAUUAUUUCUCUUUCCAAAAGAACAAUGGGCAAUGCUUUUAAACCUUUGCACAAGGCCCUGAAGAUAAUAAUACCUUUGCUUCCAAAAGGUUAAUUCACAAGAGUUGAAGUAAAUGGAGGCACACCUGUUGGUGAAAUUAAAAGCAACACCUAACACUGCAUCCUUGUCUGACACCAUGUAAAGAUCAAAAGGGAUCAGCAAAGAUAUCAGGAAAAGAAAAGUGGACCUCCAGAAGUAUGGUUCAUCUUUGGGCCCACCUUUAAAAUACUUGAAGGUGUCACAUUCAUCUCUUCAAACUGUUUUAUACACAAUAAACACAUGUUCAGCUAACAUACUCAUCAAGACAGAGAUGGGUUUUGUGUCCCAGAUGUUGAACAUGUUUUAGUGGGAGAAUGUGCAUUAACCAUAGUACCAAAGCAAAAGAUCACGUCCAGAUUCCACUGAAUAAAAGGCGGCUCAGAAAAAGCUGUCUAUCCAAAAUCAGCAAAUACAGAUGGAUUGGAGUUUUAAAAUUGCACUUGAAGCAUACUUUGAUUUUUGGUGACCUGUUUAAUGUAAGAAUUUCACCGCAUUGAGCAUUGUUACACUUGGAAAGGAAGAAGGAAAAGCUUGUAGGCCUGAGUACACUAUCCCAACCGUUUGGCAUAAUGUGUCAAAGUGAGUAUGCAAUGUCCCACAGAGCACAGUUCCAUUAGAUAUCCAACAAAGUUAAGCUCUAAAUUGCAAUACCAUUAAACCCCAAUGAAAGCCCACCACACAAACCACAGGGUCCAAAGGGUCCUGACACGAAGAGAGACCACACAGUCUUCAUGUCUGAACUGACAGCUUUUCAGCUAAAAGAGCAACAAGAAUCUGUUGCUGUUGUUUCAGGUCAGGAAGAAAAGCGGCCUCUUAUGACCAAACGCUCGGUUACGAACUGCGAAAGCAAGUUUGACAACUACUGCAUGAACAGCGGCAAGUGCAUUUUUCUGGUGGAACUGAAAGAAAACCACUGCAAUUGCGAGAUGGGCUUUUAUGGCUCCAGGUGUGAAAACUUAGACAUUGUUUCUAAGCCAGUGGGUGAAGACCAAGUGGUCUUGAUCUUGUUCUGCAUGACCUUACUGGUGAUGGGUCUGGGCGGAGGCCUGUACUUCUUCUACAAGUGGUACAAGAAGAAUAAAUUUCCAAGUCAGCCGAAGCGGAAGGGUUACAAAGGAGUCCAGACAAUUUAAAGUGUGGGAAAAACACACACCCAAGGCGGUUGUAGCUGGAUUUUUCCUUGUUUUCUGGAUAAAAUGUUUACCAUAUAAAGAUGUUCCCACACAAGCAUACACCUUAAAGCGUCUCUGUGUGUUUAUCAGGCAGACAGAUCAUCCUGUAGAGAUUACAAUAUUCAAAAGAGGGCAGCUCUUUGUUUGGGGGCAAUUGUUUUCCAGCUGUACUGGUUCUUGGGUUUUGGCACCUGUUACACUCAGUUUGAAAAGAUGAAUAGUGGGACAAACAAAAACGGUUUCCAGAGGGAGAAACCACCCACAUGAGGGCCGAGAUUUCACACAAAAUGAUCGCAUGGGAUGGCUACACCGUGUGAAACUGUAAGAACUCACAUUAAUUUGUUUUAUCUAGAGUUUUAAAGUACAAAAGAGUAAAAAUAUAGUUUUUUAUGCAUGUUUCUCCGAUAUAGACAUUAUAUUUAUAUGUAGCUUGCUUUGAAUUUUAUAUUUAUUUUAGUCUUUUGUCACUUGGGACUUUAGUCGAGUUCAAUUUUUAUAACUUAUUUCAAAGUGUUAAUAUAUAGACAGGAAUAUCAGUUUUCAAAAUUCUGUUAUUUGUGAAUAAAGUCAAGUACUAUCAAACUUUUCAUCUGAUCUUAUUUGUGUCCAUGUUGGAAAUGUGUUUUCACAUCCACAAUAAAGCUCAUGUUCUCACCUUUCUGCACAGGUUUUCAUGAAAUUUUCACAUCUCUGAAUGACUUCCUUGCUAUUUUAUUUUUGAAAUAUCAUUUUUUUGUGUGGCAUGAAUAAAAAAUGGAAUAAACUCUA